CGGCAAGACUGAAAGUGAAUUGCGCCCGGUGUUGCAUUUUCCGGGCAAGGCAACACGGUCGGGAGUUCCUGGCUGAGCUUUGUUAAUCGUUGAUGUUUCGUUUAUUUGACGUUUACUAACGUAAAGAAAUGAGGAGCAGCUGGCAAAUCAAUCCCCACAGAAUAAAAAAGAAAACAACAACACUAAAGCAAAUGCCAACAAAAGAACGAGAAAAAGACGUUUCGCUGAAAAUUGCGGCCAAUUCGCCCGUUGGGGAGAAGUAAACAGCUGCUUUGUGGCGAAAUAGGAUGAGUGUAGUUGCCAUAUAAUUUACUAUGCCCAAUACGUAACAGCAGCAAAUGUCAAACAAAAGCAAGACGCGACUACCCGAAACUACAGCACACUGAAAGUAUUAGCAUGCAUUUACACAUGGCAACUCAUUAAACCUAUUCCAAAGAAAGGGAUAACCCAUCUUACGUACGCAAGAGUUUUAGUUAGUUUUGUCCAUUCGGGCUUAAGGAACUCACAAACACGUUAAAUUUUUCUAGUAAUUAACGCAUGAUUUAACCGUUACUUCCAUGCAGGUAUUAUACAGUUCUAUAAGUUACAUUUACGUUGUCUAUUAAUAUAGGUAGAAUUUGUGUAGUGGCAAUUUUUUUGCAGUUAUAUAUAUUGAAUAUCGUACUUAUCAACAAAUCAAAAAUUAGUUGCGUAAAGCUAAAACAUCUGGCAAUACCAACUAAUUUUAGUUGUAGAUGAAUUCGCCGCGAUAGGUCUGCCAUUCACAAUUAAAUUCUGAUUAGAACCCUGUAAUUUAGAAUUGUUAAUAAGAAAAAAUUUUAUCAUAAGGACAGAGAAUGUGAAUGAAUUCAUUUUUUGAUUUCCCCUCAUCUCAAAUUACAAAUUAGUACUCAAAAAGAUUUGAUUUAACAUUUGCGCCUUUUCUUUUAAUCAACAUUCUCUGACGAAAGAGUUACAGCCGUGGCAGAAACAGUUUUCGAUGGUGGCAAUAUUUCUCUGUCGUAGGAACAAUGCCAACAAAAGUUGUCAGAUAGACAGAGCGUCUAUCAACAUAAAUAAAGUCUAAACCGCAUGUCCUUUUUUCAAUUUCAUUAUCUUUUCUUCUCUUUGAUUUCUCGGUCCGAAGACGGCGAACUAUUUCCUGCGUUAACGAAUUUGAGCAUAUUCAGAUGAACCAAAUGAAUUUCCAGAAGACUAUUUUUUUACCGGCUGUAACCGGCAGCUGAUGGGGUAUUUCCGCUCCUAGAUGUAUGAUAUACCCAAUUAUCUUCUAAAAUGGAAACGAUUUAGUGAUCCUGUAAUUCUAAAAACCCUACUGCCCCUUUUGCUAGCUUUCUGCUGAGGCUAAAAGUAUACCACGGCCGAAAGCAUAAUCGUAUAUUCUCAUUGUAGUUAAUUAUAUUGUAAGACACCUACUUCCGUAAACAAUGGCUUUAUACAAAUCGCAGUUAAACAAUAAGUCGCCUACACGCGUUUCGAAAUCAUGACAACAGCUUUUAACUUAUGAUCUUGACAAGUUUGUAAAUAUAAUCAAAUUACCCGCUAUGGCAAACGCUUCGUUACAGCUGCCUUGCGCAUCGCAGAGCUUAGGCACAGUCAACAGUUUGGUGUCCACGUUGAUCCAAACACUGCUAACAGCACAAUGUGCUAUUUCGGCUGAGCCGAAUUGGCCAAAGGAUUAUGGUGAUACGGCGAUAACGGAGGGACUAGGAAAAUACGAUUUCAUUGUUGUAGGUGCCGGUUCAGCAGGUUCGGUGGUGGCCAGUCGUUUGAGUGAGAAUCCCAAGUGGAAAGUGCUGGUGUUGGAAGCUGGCGACGACCCGUCACAAGAGUCAGAGAUACCUGCUUUGACUAGUACUGUGCAGCAAAGCCCUCAAGCCUGGUAUUACUAUUCCGAACCGCUUCCGCAUAUUUGUCAGGGGCUUAAGCACCGCCUCUGCUUUCAUCCACGCGGAAAGGCAAUAGGUGGGUCGGGCGCAAUCAACGGAAUGAUGUACGUGGAAGGACAUCGCAAGGAUUUCGACGAUUGGCUGGCCGCAGGCAACACAAAAUGGGGCUGGGUGGAUGUCAAGCGCUAUUAUGAGAAGGCUGUGCGUCCAGUGGGGAAUGACACACAUCCAAAAGGCUAUGUAGUGCUGAAGGAGAAUUAUUCAAAUGAAAAAUUGGCGAUAGGCAACAUGAUCUUCAAUGCCACCGCAGAGUUGGGCUUGCCAAGGUUGGGAAAGCUGGAGAAUGGCAUAGAAAUAGGUACAAUAUAUUUGCCAGUAACCGCAAGAGUUGGUAGACGUAUGUCCACGGGCAAAGUGCAUUUGGCUAAAGUGUCCGGGCGUUCCAAUUUGCACGUGAUAAAAAAUGCGCAUGUGCGUAAGAUACACUUCGAACGUGGCGGUACGGUAGCCACCAAUGUCACGUUCGUGCUGCGUGGCGUGAAUGAGAUGAGCGUCGAAGUGCGCAAGGAGGUAGUGCUUGCAGCUGGCACUAUAGACACACCGAAGCUGUUGCUCUUAUCCGGCGUGGGGCCGCGCAAGCAUCUCAAAAAGCUGCGUAUACCGGUGGUGCAAGACUUAGCGGUUGGCGCGAAUUUGGGUGAUCAUGUGAUCACUACGAUCUUUUUCAGGUUACCCAACCACACUUUAGUUGAGCCGAGCCAAUUGCGCCCCACAGAUGCCAUCUACGAUUAUCUAAUACAUAAUCGAGGCAGUUUGAGUGGCAUUCCCAGUGGUCUUACGUCUUUCAUAAAUACCAAAGGUGAUAGCGCGGUUCCAGACAUACAGUUCCAUUUUAAUCUCUACCGAAGUGAUCAUAGGCAGCUCUUCCAAGGCCAUGUGUCUAGGUGGGAUGAAAAGAUAAUUGCGCGCAUAAGUAGAAAUUUCCAGGACUCGCAUUUGUUAUCCUUCAUGUUGAUACUGGCCAAACCGCGUUCCGUUGGCAAGUUACGACUACGCAGUACCGAUUACCUAGAUGCGCCACGUAUGUACUCCAAUUACCUUGAUGAUCCCGAAGAUAUAGCGACUAUGCUGCGCGGCAUACGCUUUCUCGAACGCCUGGAGCGCACGAAAACCAUGCGCGCGCUAAAUGCAACUCUGCUUCAUAUACCGUGCGAUGAAUGCGACAGCUAUAAGUACCGUUCGGACGCCUAUUGGCGCUGUUACAUCAAAUAUUUGGGCGAGGGUGGCUUUCACCACGUCGGCACGUUAAAAAUGGGACCAAAGAGCGAUCGAGAUGCUUGUGUGAACCCACGCCUACUACUGUAUGGCGUACAGAAUGUACGCGUAGCGGAUGCCAGCAUUAUGCCGGAUGUGCCACGCAGCAACACGAAUGCGCCGGCAAUUAUGAUCGGUGAGCGCGCGGCCGACUUUAUAAAGGAAGAUUGGAAGGAGUGCGUGAAGCAAGUGCAGCCGAUGUGGGAGCAUUUUUCGAAUUAAAAUAUACAUACAUAUAGAUAUAUAAAUAACGUAAUUGCAUUUACUGGCUAAUGAAAUCAAUAAUUGAGUGGAAAUUUGGGUUUCAAGUUAAAAAAAUAAAUCAAAAAAGUCUACUUUUUGUGAAGAAUUACGUUUAUGUAAGUAACCGUGGAUUAAAGGCAACAAUAAUUUCACUCUCUGAACGCAUAAAGAUGGUCGCUCAAAUUAAUUUCCAGAAAGUUUUAGGUUAAAUCUUUACGUAUUUCAAAAUUUUGUCACACAAAAAACAAUAGCACGCAUAAGUCACUAACACCACAAUGGUUGUGGACUUGGAUAAAUGUAAACAAUGGUUAUUGACUUGGCUAAAUGUAAACAAAGGGCUACUGA
Messenger RNA from Bactrocera oleae (olive fruit fly), 3791 nucleotides. RefSeq names its product ecdysone oxidase. NCBI's taxonomy places the organism in Eukaryota, Metazoa, Arthropoda, Insecta, Diptera, Tephritidae. The record is from RefSeq and is a predicted model, not a curated record. Gene Ontology annotation, molecular function: oxidoreductase activity, acting on CH-OH group of donors; flavin adenine dinucleotide binding.